Messenger RNA from Symbiodinium sp. CCMP2456, 279 nucleotides. The record is from the annotation of a GenBank genome assembly. NCBI's taxonomy places the organism in Eukaryota, Dinophyceae, Suessiales, Symbiodiniaceae.
AUGGCGCGCCUCCUUGGACGGAUCCUAUUGGCUUGCGUGGCCCUUUCCUGCACCUCACUGACCUGGGUCCCUUCGCGCGGUGGUAGCCCGAGCCCGCGCCUUCGACGCGUGUCCGUGGCAAGAGAGGCGGCGCGUGAGAAAACCUUGAGCCCCGAGGAACUCAAGGAGCAAGAAGAGCAGGAGCAAGCGGCCGGAUCGCCCUUCCGCUUUCGCAACGAGUACUUGGUGGCGCUGCUGGUGCUGAUUGUUGCGGGCACUGUGUUCAACCCUUUCCAGUGA